GCAACAAUAAACGAUAGGAGGAAGAAUCUCUACUAUUAGUCACUGCAUAAAAAUCAAUUUUCUUUUAAAGCUAAGUUUAUAUAAAUCUUUCAAAUACUGUUUUCACAAUUACAUCGCAAAGCACAUAACCGCGUGGGAAACACCGACCCACUUCCGUGAAACGAGAAAGUGCACCAAAAUUUUUUGAAGCUGCACCUAAGUAAAACGGUCUGCUAGCAAAAUUUGGACAUUAUCACUUCCUCUCUAACCUAACAAAUCUUCAAAAAAUUUUGUUUGAGGUUACGGAAACGAUGGAAGAUCGCGUAGAAACCACCGAUUAUAACUGCCAGUCCUGCGACCGACCAGAUACUGCCGAAAAUGACAUGGUCCAGUGUAACCUAUGCAAGCUGUGGAAACAUUUCAGCUGCGCAGGUGUGGAUGAUCGUAUUAAGCAACGUAGUGCCAAGUAUAUCUGUAGAUCGUGUAAUGAUAACUAUUUGAAGCCUCAGGAUGAAGCACAUCCGGGUAAAGGACAGAAAGUCGCCUCUAAGACGAGUUCUAAAAGAGGAAAGAAAACCACCGUUCCUCCGGGAAGUGUAUCUUCGAGCAUACGUAUCGCGCUCCUAGAGGAAAAACUAAAACUGGUCGAGGAAGAACGACAACUGAAAGAGCAGGAGAUACUGGAACAAGAAGAGAUCAGAAAUCGACAGCUGCAAGAAGCAGAACGGCAGCUGGAAGAGCAACGGCAAAUCGCUGCAGCUGAGAAGGAGAUACGUGAACGUAAACUGCAGGCAGAAUUGGCAGCGAAACGGAUGCAACAACAGAUUCGAAAAGAGUCGUACGAGAAACGUCAGGAAAUUAUUCGGCAACUGGCCGGAAAUAGUAGCUACAGUGAAUCGAUUGCGGAACCGACAAAAAAAGUGAGGGACUGGCUUAAAUGCCAGCAACAAUCGUUUAGAAACAAUCAACAUAACAAUGAAAUGGAACGAGAAUGCAACGGAGCAAGUGAGUUUUCUGAUGAAUUGAAAAGUUACAAAAUAGUCACACCAGUACCGUCCAACGAUAGCGCUCCCACCUGAAGACAUUGAAUCGGUACUUCCCACCAGCGUUGCCAGGUCAUUUUUUUAAAAAUCUGGAAAAGGCAAAAUAAAAAUCUGGAAAAAAUCUGGCGGUCAUUUCGUGGGGUGAAAGGUUAAUUUUUCGGAUAAAAGUCUUGAGGUACGCAAAAUUUGACGUGACAAAAUUGCAAAAUUUCGCGCUAAAAUUGAAGUGAUGACCUUUUUGCGGAACAGAGAAAAUAAAAUCUGGAUAAAAUCUGGAUCAUCCAUGAAAAAUCUGGAUAAUUGGACAUCAAAGCUGUCUACCUGGAUACAUGUUCAAAAAUCUGGAUAAUCCAGCUAAAUCUGGAUACCUGGCAA
Messenger RNA from Wyeomyia smithii (pitcher-plant mosquito), 1397 nucleotides. RefSeq names its product involucrin-like. Lineage: Eukaryota; Metazoa; Arthropoda; Insecta; Diptera; Culicidae. The transcript has 3 exons. Bases 291 to 1058 code for a protein of 255 amino acids. The record is from RefSeq and is a predicted model, not a curated record.